AUGGCGUGGGACAGGUGUAACCAGGACUCGGUGUGGAGAGAACUAGAGUGUGCUGCCUUGGUUGGUGAAGACCAGCCCCUCUGCCCUGACCUCCCCGAACUUGACCUGUCCGAGCUGGAUGUCAGUGACUUAGAUGCAGACACGUUCCUGGGGGGCCUAAAAUGGUACAGUGACCAAUCGGAGAUCAUUUCCUCGCAAUAUGGCAACGAGGCGUCCAAUCUAUUUGAGAAGAUAGAUGAAGAAAAUGAGGCCAACUUGCUGGCAGUGCUUACAGAGACCCUGGACAGCAUCCCGGUGGAUGAGGACGGAUUGCCUUCGUUUGAGGCCUUGGCAGACGGGGACGUGACCAAUGCCAGUGACCAGAGCUGUCCCUCCUCCCCCAGCGGCUCCCCCCACACCCCAGAGCCCGAGGAGCCCUCCCUGCUGAAGAAGCUCCUCCUGGCGCCCGCAAACUCCCAACUCAGCUAUAAUCAAUACACAGGUGGCAAGGCACACAACCAUGCCGCCAACAGCAACCACCGCAUCCGACCACCACCUGCCGUCGUCAAGACGGAGAAUCCUUGGAACGGCAAAGCACGCGGGAGUUCGACCCAACAGACCCGGCCAGUGAGACGGCCCUGCACAGAGCUGCUCAAAUACCUGACAGCCACAGAUGACAUCCUGCUGCACACCAAAGCCAGUGAAGCCAGGGGCCCCUGGGGGCCCAGCAGUAGCAGAGACAAGAGUGUCCUGAGUCUAGCUCUUCCACCUGUUCAGCUUCCAAGAAGAAGUCGGUGUCUUCGCAGCAGCAGCAGCGAGGUGAGCGCCGGGCUGCUGGCGAGUGUAGUGUGCCUGGUGUUGGGGCUGGGAAGUGGCAGCGUUGCCGGGCUCACCAUGAUCAGAAGUCCCAGGGCUGUGGCCAUGUCUGCCCCAAACUGGAGAACAGGGCGCCCAGUGAAGAAGGAAGGCCGCCAGGCGACGCGGGCCGCCUGGCCGCCGCUAGAUUUAUUAGGUGCCACUCAGGCUAGUGGGAGCUUUGGCAGGCAAGGCCAUAGGAACACUAGUGCUGCCCAGCGCGCUCCACGCAGACAUAUCACACUGACCAUAAAGAAAAGAGAGGAGAAGCCAGGCCACCCCUUACUCAGCCAGCUGCUCACCUCCAAACACAAGCCUGUCCAGUACCAGGUCCAACUGCACACUCGCAGCCCCAGUCCCUUACCCCUCUCCCUACAAAAACUGCCAACCCCCAGGUCUGAGAGUCCCUUCCUUAGUGAUCCACACAUGGACAAGGAAGAGCUGAGCGAUCCAAAGUCUGUAAAUACCCCUGAGCCUGAGGAGCCUGACUCGGGGCCCCUGCUGUCCCCUAUGACUUUUGACCUAGAAACAGGGCUGAACAUGGGCUUUGGACUGGAGCUGGGGUGGCCCCUCAGAGAGCGCACUGGGGAGGACCCUGAUGAAGCUGAUAAUGAUGAUGAUGGUGUCUUUGAUUAUGAUGAUGUCAUGGGCAGCAGUGUGGCUGUGGUGCUCUCACAGGGCCCAUCCAGCCCAAUGUUCCCUGUCCCUCCCUGCUUCAUACCAGGGCCAGGGCCCCCACACAGACAGGCACUCAGCAAGCACCCCGACGACCAGGGCCACCCUGUGUUAGCCAAACCAACCACCUUGCCACUUCCUUUGACCCCAGAGUCUCCAAAUGACCACAAGGGAUCACCGUUUGAGAACAAAACCAUUGAACGCACAUUAAGUGUGGAGAUCGCUGGAACUCCAGGUCUGACACCACCAACUACGCCCCCACACAAAGUCAGUCAAGAGAAUCCUUUCAAAGCAUCUCUCAAAACCAAGUUGUCUUCAUGUUCCUCCUCAGCCUUGGCGUGCAAAAGAGCCAAGCAGAGCGAGGUGGGCCCCGGCGCUCUGGCCCUCGCCCCAGGUGCCUCAGGCGGGGGCCCCAUUAGAAAGGGUCCCGAACAGACUGAGCUGUACGCCCAGCUGAGCAAAGCGUCCACUGCUCUACCUUUCCCCUUGCACUCAGCAGGGGGCGCUGCAGAGGACCAACGUAGCACUAGCACCAAGCGGUCUCGUGGACACAGUGACCACGACUACUGCCAGGCAACAGCAAACGCCAAGAAGGACGGCAGCGCAGCCACUGCUACGAGCACAACAGCAGCGGUCACUCCUCCAGACGACAGGCAUGUGGAAUGUAAGGACUUAACAUUGCCCGCAUCUUCAUCUCCAUUCUCAUCUUCCCAAACGUCCGCUCCAUCCACAUCUGUGGCUGAGCAGCUAAACUCAGCUACACCGAAGAAGGAGGCAGCUCACAUUAAAGUCACAGAAAACACGUCCCAAGAGGUCCCAAGCGACCAAUCCUCUGCCAACAACCGGAUAUCUAUGCGCGACCAGGAAAUCCGAGCAGAGCUCAACAAGCACUUUGGUAUCCCCACACAAGCGCUUUACAGCCCAGAGAGAGUGAAGCCUUCAGCUGCUCCAGAGAAGGAGGCCUCUGACAGCUCGUCCCAGCGCCUGCCUGGGUCCUACCUGCACCCAGGCUUCCUGCCCUUCCACGAUGACCUGGAGGGCCGGGAGAACCGCUUUCUGUACCCCUGGGAGGGCACUCCUCUGGACAUCCUUUUUGACUGCUCCCCCUGCUCUCCCUCCUCCUCCCCUCCAUCCAGCUGCUCUCCAUCACGAGGCUCCGUGUCGCCACCCUCCUCCCUCCUGCUAUCUCCCAGCAGGCCAUUUUGCUGGAGCAGCGGCGGCUCACGGUCCAGGUCCCGAUCCCACUCCGGCUCACGCAGCUCCUCCUCACACCACCGGAGGCGCUCUCUCUCCAGCUCCCCCGACAGACGCCCUUCCUCCUGGGCUCGUCAGAACACAGAAAACAGCACUUUUCGUUCCCGGACUCACAAAAGCCCUCGGCCUCGCUCCCCUCUCAGCCGCAGGCAAAGGUAUGACAGCUACGAGGAGUACCAGCACGAGCGCCUGAUGCGGGAAGAGCACGUCCACAACUACGAGAAACAAGAGUCCGAGCGCGCUGAGCAGAAAGACCAGCAGAAGCAAAAAGCCAUUGAGGAGAGACGCGCCGUGUACGUGGGUCGGCUGAGGUCCGACUGCACCAGGACGGAGCUGAAACGCCGCUUUGAAGUCUUCGGUGAAAUUGAAGAAUGCGCAGUGAACCUGAGGGAUGAUGGGGACACGUUUGGCUUGAUCACGUACCGCUUCACUUGUGACGCCUUCGCUGCCCUGGAGAGAGGCCACACCUUACGCCGGUCGCACGAGCCACAGUUCGAGCUUUGCUUUGGACACAAGCAGUUUGGGAAAUCACAUUACACCGACUUGGACUCUCAUUCAGACGACUUUGAUCCCGCCUCCACCAAGAGCAAGUACGACUCCCUGGACUUCGACAGCUUGCUCCGAGAGGCCCAGCGCAGCCUGCGGAGGUAA
This is a messenger RNA of Knipowitschia caucasica, 3414 nucleotides long. Lineage: Eukaryota; Metazoa; Chordata; Actinopteri; Gobiiformes; Gobiidae. The record is from the annotation of a GenBank genome assembly.